AUGGCUCCUCCGGAGGGCGAUGAUGAGGCUCUUGGGCAGUGGCUUCCCGUCGUUGACGGGCUGCACAUUGGACAGCUGGUGGAGAUAGAGGCCAGCCACGCCAGUUUGGCAGGGAAGUGUGGUCAGCUUGUCAACUGGCUUCCACAGGAGAACCUUUUCGAGAUUGCUCUCCUGAGCACGGGGCGAACGGUGCGGGUGGACCCCAAGGACGUAUGCAGCGUCGCCGACUGCCAGGGGCCGACAACUGGCGGUGGGCCGGACAGCUAUGACAUAGUUAUCGGUCCGAGGACGAACCGAGAUGCACUUGGCGAGGUCCUCUCCAACAGCUUGUUAGAGAAAGGCUUCUGUGUCCUUCGGCUGAUUCAGCGCGAUGAAGAUCGUGAAGAAGCCAUGGGGAUGCUGCGGGGCUUCGACAAGGAUAGCAGGCUUUGCCGACUGGCAAACGAAGUUGAGGAGGGCUACCUCGGUAAGGGCGGCCGCGGCAAAGUUAUGUGGCUGGAUCCAGAAGACUCCUCUGUGCCUCGCGGUGCUGCAUUGCGAAGGAAUGAUGCGAACAUCACCAGCCUGGCGGAGAUCUUGCAGCCCUUUGCGGAGGAUGUUCUCGGAGCUCCAAUUUCGGAGCGCACGCCGGCGAUGGCGUGCAUGUCUAUGACAGAUGCGGAGGAAGCCAUUUACGAGCACCCGACUGCUUCAGACACCAUCAUCGAGGAGUUCUACGGGAACUGGGCACGCAGCGUGUUGCGUGUCGUGCACUUUCUGGGCCCUGGCGAGUGCAAGGUGGCUCUGACCGCCAAAGACGAUGCACCCAUCAGUCGGCUUGAAGAGAGCUAUGAAAUCAAUGCAGGGCCCAACACGAUCAUCCUGAUGAGGCAGGACACCUUUGACUACUGGUGCGAUGAGCCAGAGGAUGACAGCGAGGCCUUCUGGCUGCAGGCCUUCCUUCUCCGGGCCGGGCCCAACUGGACCCUGGGCGAGGUCAUCGACGGAGACAUCAGUCUUCUGAUGAGCCGAGGUGAUGGCCCACCACCACCGACGGGCCCUUCGGUGGUCGCCGUGUGCGCGCUGUCGCUGCAAGCCUGCGGCAAGAUGACAGACCACCACAAAGAGUGGGCAGCAUACACAGCUGGAUGCGAUGCCCAGCUGGAAAUGCCCAUCCUCCGUUUUGAAUAUCUUCCCUAUUACAACGAGGAGGUGGACAUGCCGCAGGGCACGACGUUCGUGAAGCAUUUCUCGGUGCAAGAUGGCGUGGAGCUCUUUGACAACAAGGUCUUCGAGAUCUCCAACAUGGAGGCCGAGUGCAUGGACCCGAUGUUCCGGCAAGUCAUGGAGGUGGGCUACCUGUCCACCCUGCAGAUUGGGCUCACCAAAAAGGUCGCCAACUCGAAAUCCACUCACGCCUCCGUGUCCGUUGGCCUGGACAAGCAGGAGUGGAAUCAGAUGCCAGUCGCACAGAGCGUCGCGACGAACAACCAGCUGGCCAUCGUCGCGAAUCGCUUCAACUACGUCUUCAAUCUGAAAGGUGGCAGUUAUGCUUGCGACACUGCUUGCUCUUCCUCCCUGGUGGCCUCGCACUUGGGGAAAGUGAACCUCCUGGAGCAGAGGUGGGAUCCGCUCGAGUGGCACCUGGGACUGGGCACAGGCCUAACAUUGACAGUGGGAUCAUUCAUCCAUGGCUGUGCGGCGCACAUGCUUUCUCCCGGCGGCCGGUGCUUCACCUUCAACGCUACUGCGAAUGGCUACAAUCGCGGAGACGGCACUGCGGCCUUCCUUAUCAAGAAUGGCACCUUCGAGGAGGAGAGGUACGCCUUCCUCCGCGGAACUCAGAUUGGCCAGGAUGGACGCAGCGCCAGUAUGUCAGCCCCAAACGGUCCUGCACAGGAGAAGUGCGUAUGGGGCGCUCUUCGAGAAGCUCAGAUGCGACCUCCAGAGUCCACGGUGUGGGAGUGCCACGGCACCGGGACCUCCCUUGGAGAUCCCAUCGAAGUCGGAGCAGUUCGAAAAGUGCAGGUCAAGGAACAGCGCACCGAGCCUCUUCUGAUCGCCAGCAGCAAGUCCAAUCUGGGACAUCUGGAAGGAAGCGCGGCGGCCAUCGCGAUGAACAAGUGCAUCCUGGUCGUGAUGCACGCCAUGGCUUUGCCGACGCAGCACUUGAAGACGUUGAAUCCGCACUUGGACCAUGCGGCUUUCGAUGCCUUGUACUCCACCGAGCAAACAGCCUACAAGUAUGCCCAGGGCCACUGCCAGGUGUCCUCCUUCGGUGUAGGAGGCACAAACGGCCACGCCAUCUUCUGGGGGGAGAAGGCGCAACCGGACGUGGACUUCCGCAGGGUCUUCCUUAAGAAGAUCAUGCGUGCCACACCGCCAAUCACCACGGAGGGCUCCACGGACCCUGCCUUGUGGGACUACAGGGGGCUUGAUUACAAAGCCACCAUGGGGGACACCUACAAGGUGUCGCUUGACAAGGACCCACUCACCGGUGAGGAGAACGUCAGCUUCGAGAAGGAGCAGGUCAGGGACGACCCUGCGGAGUUCUACAGUACGACGGGCAACCACAAUGACUGGGACAGUGAGCGAAUGCAGGAGGGCUCUAUCCCCGGUCUGUACUUUCAAGACAUCACAGUACCGGAGGGAGGACAGCUCGAAUUCCGCAUCCUAGCCGCGCAGCAGCAGAUCAUGGUUCGCUCGGUGCACGUCCGGCAAAGCAGUAGCCUGCAACGAUAG
Messenger RNA from Symbiodinium sp. CCMP2456, 2721 nucleotides. NCBI's taxonomy places the organism in Eukaryota, Dinophyceae, Suessiales, Symbiodiniaceae. The record is from the annotation of a GenBank genome assembly.